AUGUAUGAUCAAUCAGAUUGUCGUUAUAAUGAUGAUGAAAAUAUAUUUGAAGAUGCAAAUCUUCAAUUAUUUCAUCGAUUAAAAGAUAAAUAUUACCAUUUUUAUUUUAGUAACAAAAAUAUUCUCAAGAAAUUUGUUUCAGAUGGAACUUGUGAUUGUGCUGAUUAUAACGGUUUAUGCGAAGAUAAAAAUAAAAACGAAAAUUAUACUAAAAGAACAAUUUGUUUUCAAACGAUGUGUGAUUUUUUUCAAGAAUUAUAUCCAAUAGAAAUCGAUAAACAAGGUCAUACAAAUGAAACAGAAUGUGAACAAUGGGAAUGUGAUAAUAUUUAUACUCAUCGUGAUGGAGUAUGA
Messenger RNA from Adineta steineri, 354 nucleotides. NCBI's taxonomy places the organism in Eukaryota, Metazoa, Rotifera, Eurotatoria, Adinetida, Adinetidae. The record is from the annotation of a GenBank genome assembly.